AUGAUUCACGAUCCCGGUGCCAGUCCAAACGAGAACCACGAUUCUCCACCGUCGCCAAAGUAUGAUCGAAUAGGCGGCCCGGAAAGGACACCGAUGGACGACACGGAAAUCCCGCUGGACAUGACCGUCCGGCGGAAGGAUUCGUCAGACGGACAAGGAUCGCCACCGGCCGCCAGUGAUCAUUCGUCCCGUGACGCACCGAUCAAUCUGAACGUUCGGCCCAGUGUGAUCACGAAAGCACCGCCACCACCGAUCAAGAAACGGAUCAGCCAUAUGCACCCUAACGGCGAAAUUGUGCUUAAAAGUUCCGUCCGGACGACGACUGCUGGUCCGGGUGUUGGGGAUUCAGCGCCCAUCGUUAACCUGUCGGCCACGUAUUGUGAUGUUUCCAUCGAAGAGCACUUCAGGCGAUCGCUCGGGCCAACGUACAGUUCCAUUUACGGUGAUAAACAACAGCAGCAACCGCAACAGCAGCAACCGCAACAGCAGCAGCAGCAGCAGCCGCAAGGAGCACUGAAAGUGCUCAACACAAACAGCGUUGCCGCUCUACCGCACGAGCUGCACCUCGGUCAAUCCAAGCACCCGCUUCCGGUGCCACUGUUACUGCAGAAGCCGCUGGAAACGAACGAGCAACUAGGCGGUGGCACGAAAACCGGUAUGAGGAAUCACAGUAGCAGCAGUAUUAGCUCCAGCAGCAGCAUUUCCAGUUGCCUCAGCAGCAGUGGCGGCAGCAGCAACAGCAACAGUAGCAGCAGCAGUAGUAGCCCUUCGGCGAUCAGUGGCAUCCGGGCGGUGGCUCUCGAUACGAUCGAGCUGAAGCUCUCUAGCGACCCGGCCCCGCCCGUCCCGCUGGUGCCGGCCACGGUGCUUCCUCCUUCACCGGGUGCCCCCUCGCCAGCCGUGCUAAAUACGGUCGGUGCUGCGAUCUCGCUGGCAUCACCGAAGCACCCACCGACGGCGAACUCGCCAGCCUCGCUAACCACCGUUUCUCUGUCGUCCUCGUCGCCGUCCUCUUCGCUCGCUUCCUCCCCAGCGCCCUUUCUGUCGUUACAGCAGCAGCAGCAGCAACAACAGCCAAAACGAUCCGACUCCGGCGAAGAGGUAGACGAUCAUUUCGCAAAAGCACUGGGUGAUACUUGGAAGAAGAUUCAAGAGAACAAGAUGAAUUUGUAAGAGCGCCGCCGCCGAAAGGUAGUUGCGGCCUGGCGGUGGCCUUGUAGCUAAUAUGCGCCGGGUUACAUACGCUGGGAACGUGUAACAGGCCAAACUACUUUUCUAUUGUUUUUCCAUGAACCAGAAUUGCGAUGAGUCCGAUUUU
Messenger RNA from Anopheles cruzii, 1318 nucleotides. RefSeq lists its product as uncharacterized. Lineage: Eukaryota; Metazoa; Arthropoda; Insecta; Diptera; Culicidae. The record is from RefSeq and is a predicted model, not a curated record. Gene Ontology annotation, biological process: negative regulation of DNA-templated transcription. The transcript is spliced from 3 exons. Gene Ontology annotation, molecular function: transcription coactivator binding. The coding region runs from base 1 to 1173 and encodes 390 amino acids.